Diaporthe amygdali is the source of this 252-nucleotide messenger RNA. RefSeq lists its product as uncharacterized. The transcript has a single exon. The record is from RefSeq and is a predicted model, not a curated record. NCBI's taxonomy places the organism in Eukaryota, Fungi, Ascomycota, Sordariomycetes, Diaporthales, Diaporthaceae. Bases 1 to 252 code for a protein of 83 amino acids.
AUGUCGUCGUCAUCAUCCUCUGAUAACAAGAUCUCUGAAUCUGGACCCACGGACUCCAAAUCAUCCUCUUCAGGCUCGGCGGCCCCAAGCCAGGGCGGUCCUUUCAAAUCCAACUACCAGAUAAUCAAGGAGGGGUGGGGCGACCGACCGACUUUCCAAGCUUCUUACGGUUUGCCGAUGGAUCCUGACGGGAUUGAGGAAGGAAACAAGAUUCUGGACGGCUUUAGAGAAGCUGACUCAAAGAAAGAGUGA